Podarcis muralis (Common wall lizard) is the source of this 878-nucleotide messenger RNA. The record is from RefSeq and is a predicted model, not a curated record. NCBI's taxonomy places the organism in Eukaryota, Metazoa, Chordata, Lepidosauria, Squamata, Lacertidae.
CACUGAGAGUCCCCCAGGAGUUCUGCAAAUGACUUUUGGUGUUUUUAAUGCAGGAUUUCUGGACCGCUGUGAACCUUGAUGGCAGCUUGUCUUUCUGCAACAGGCAACAUGGCCAAAGCCAGAACAGACGAAGAAUUGAGAAUUCUGCUCAUUGGCAAAACCGGAUCUGGGAAGAGCGCAACAGGAAACACCAUCCUGGGGGCUGAGAAAUUUAAAAGCACAUCCAAUCUUGAUUCAACAACCAAGACCUGCGAAGGAAGAGAAGCCACUGUAGGUGGCAGGACAAUUGUUGUUGUUGACACACCUGGGUUCUUUGAUACAAAAAUUAAGAAACGCUUCACACGAAAAGAACUUAAGGAGUGCAUUGACAUGGUCUCUCCUGGAGCUCACGCCAUCCUCGUCGUGAUAAAAGCAGGAAAGAUCACGAAGGGGCACCAGGAAACAUUCCAGGAAGUGAAAAGCCUCUUCAAGAAUGAAGGAAAGAAGUAUCUGAUUCUUUUAUUCACCUAUAAAGAUGAGUUAGAUAGGAAUGGUUCAACUCUAGAGAAGUUCUUAAAAGGUGCUGAUGGGCACCUUAAGGAUCUGAUUGAGAUGUCCGAAAGACGAAUGAUUGCUUUUAACAAUGUGGCUGAUGAAGAAGAAAAGGAGAGUCAGGUGAAGAAGCUCAUUGAGAUGAUUGAUGUCUUGGUGGCACUCAAUGGCAGAACACCACUGUACACCGAAGAACAAUUCAAUAAGGACAUGUCUUGGUGGAGUUGGCUUACGUCUUGCUGGAGAUAAGGCUUAAGUUAUUGUAAGUUUAAGUUAAGUCUGCUGCAACUGGAUUUCAUAUGGACUGUGCCAAUCCUGAAUGUAUUGGAUUUGUGACCAUUUCGCUC